AUGUCUGCGUUGACUUCGAGGCAGAAAAUUGAGCUUCAUAAAGCCAUAUCACAAUACCUCAAACCUAAUCUUGAACCGGAACUAUAUAAAGAAAUCAACCUUCGACUAGAAUUGACCGAGGAUGACUUAAAAUCUUCUUCUGAUAACAACCUAUUGGCCAAAAAAUGGUCGACGGUGAUCAGGUUACAGAAAAAAAUCCUUGAUUUGGAGAGUCAAGUGAGUAACUUGAACGAAUUAUUAGAUGCUUCAUCGAAUGGCACUGGUAUUAAAUCUUCCAAUGGCUCAUUAAUCCACACGAAAAUCAACUGGCUUCCUAGUAGAGCAUCCCAGGUGCUUAAGGCUCAGAAAUCCGCAAUUAACUCCCUUGAUAUCCAUCCUUUUCUUCCCGAAUUAGUAGCGGCAUUGAAUGACGGGUCGUUUGUGGUAUGGGACUUGUUAAACCCUCUUCAACCUUCAAAAUUAAUCAAUGGUCACACCAAAGCGAUCAACGGGAUUUGUUAUGGGAAAAAACCGUUGAAAUUGUCACAACAGGACUCGUCAUCUGGGUCAAUAUUGGUGGCCACUUGCUCGUCGGAUUUAUACAUCAAGAUUUGGGACUCCACCAACAAUUUCGAACUCAAACGAACCUUAAGUGGGCAUACUCAUACGAUUUCCUCUGUUAAAUUCAAAAAUAAUGAUCCAGGCCAAUUAUUUUCUAGUUCCCGUGAUGGGCUGGUAAUAUUAUGGGAUGUCACCAAUGGCUGGCGAUUACGAUCGUUUGUCGGCCACAGUGAUUGGGUCCGAUCGCUUGAUUUGACCCCUACUGACGAAUUUCUCAUCAGUUGUGCCAAUGAUCAAAGUGCCAGACUAUCGCACGGUGACUCAGGGAUCGGGUUAUCGAUCAUGAUUGGUCAUACCCACGUUGUCGAGGAUUGUAAAUUUGCUCCCCGUACCGCCUGGAAAUACUUGGACAUGUUGGCCACAGCAAAGAGCUACUCAAAUGAUCCCACGGUAUUGGAACAAUACAAUGCUUUGGAUUUCAAAUAUUGCGCAACUGCGUCACGAGACGAGACCAUCAAGAUUUGGCUCUUACCAUUACCAAUCAUCAGACCGCAUCGCCCACCAGCCCCAUCAUCGAACCCUUCAGCAGUGUGUAUUAUAGAGCUCAAGGGCCACUCCUCAUGGGUGCGGUCUUUACAAUUCCAUCCCGGCGGGAAAUACCUUUUUUCCAGCUCCGAUGAUAAAUCUAUCAAGAUUUGGGAUUUGAGCGCCAUUGAAAAAUUGGGGGUUGCUAAAUGUAUUCGUACGUUGAAUGGUGGUCACGAAGGGUUUGUCAAUUGUAUUAAAUUUGCCACGCCAAUUCAAUACGAUCAACCAACUGAUGAAGGUGAUAAGAUAACUGAUGAAAAAGAACGUGAGAAGAAAAAGCUCAACGAGUUGGAUAAAUCCAUCAGAACGAUUUUUGCUAGCGGGGGCACCGACAAUAACAUUUGCAUGUGGGUUUGA
This is a messenger RNA of Saccharomycopsis crataegensis, 1485 nucleotides long. RefSeq names its product Pac1p (gene PAC1). Lineage: Eukaryota; Fungi; Ascomycota; Saccharomycetes; Ascoideales; Saccharomycopsidaceae. Bases 1 to 1485 code for a protein of 494 amino acids. Gene Ontology annotation, molecular function: protein binding. The transcript has a single exon. The record is from RefSeq and is a predicted model, not a curated record.